UACCACUCAACCAAACCAAAGGAAAAGGCAAAGGCAUGGCAAAGCUGGUGGUGUUGCAGCCAACAAAGCAGCCUCUCAUCUCCCUCCUCUCCUCCUCUCUCUCCCACUUCAAUGGCUCCAAGCUCUCCCAAAUCCAGUACAAAAGGAAAGUCUGUCAUCCAAAAGGAGCAUUGCAUGUUGUUGCAGCAUCCGGCACCAAGAAAACCCUGAUAAUGGGCGGCACUCGGUUCAUUGGUGUGUUUUUGUCUAGACUCCUAGUAAAGGAGGGUCACCAGGUUACUUUGUUUACUAGAGGUAAAGCGCCUGUUACACAGCAAUUGCCUGGUGAAUCAGACAGUGAUUACUCUGAUUUUAAGUCCGAGAUCUUGCAUUUGAAAGGAGAUAGACAGGACUUUGAGUUUGUCAAGUCCAGUCUUUCUGCCGAAGGCUACGAUGUGGUGUACGACAUAAACGGACGAGAGGCGGCCGAAGUUGAACCCAUACUGGAUGCACUCCCGAAUCUAGAGCAGUUCAUAUACUGCUCCUCAGCUGGUGUUUACCUCAAAUCUGAUAUUUUACCACAUUGUGAGGUUGAUGCAGUCGAUCCGAAAAGUAGGCACAAGGGAAAACUUAAUACCGAGAGCUUACUCGAGGCGAGGGGUGUUAACUGGACAUCUUUGAGGCCUGUCUACAUUUACGGACCUUUGAAUUAUAAUCCGGUCGAAGAAUGGUUCUUCCACCGUUUGAAAGCCGGUCGCCCUAUUCCGAUUCCCAACUCCGGAGUGCAAAUAACCCAACUCGGUCAUGUCAAGGACUUGGCAACAGCUUUUGUCCAGGUUCUCGGUAACGAAAAAGCCAGCAAGCAGGUUUUCAACAUUUCCGGCGAAAAGUACGUCACUUUCGACGGAUUAGCAAAGGCGUGCGCCAAGGCUGGUGGAUUUCCUGAACCCGAGAUCAUUCACUACAACCCGAAGGAGUUCGACUUCGGUAAAAAGAAGGCAUUCCCAUUCAGGGAUCAGCAUUUCUUUGCAUCAGUUGAGAAAGCAAAGCAUGUGCUGGGAUGGAAACCGGAAUUCGACCUGGUGGAAGGGCUCGCAGACUCUUACAACCUGGAUUUCGGAAGGGGAACGUACAGGAAGGAGGCCGACUUUACGACUGAUGACAUGAUUCUGAACAAAAGUUUUGCUCUACAGUCAUAGACAAUUUGUCUCGAAAUCACUUUUAAAUUUUUCGCCUUUUCGAGUUGGCAUAUAAAAUAACUAAGCAAAAUGGUUCUAUCUCAUGUUAAUAUAAGCUACAUUUACUGUCUUUAA
Hibiscus syriacus is the source of this 1292-nucleotide messenger RNA. RefSeq names its product chloroplast stem-loop binding protein of 41 kDa b, chloroplastic-like. Gene Ontology annotation, cellular component: cytosol. The transcript has 9 exons. The coding region runs from base 36 to 1178 and encodes 380 amino acids. Gene Ontology annotation, biological process: rRNA processing. Lineage: Eukaryota; Viridiplantae; Streptophyta; Magnoliopsida; Malvales; Malvaceae. The record is from RefSeq and is a predicted model, not a curated record. Gene Ontology annotation, molecular function: RNA binding.